Penicillium nucicola is the source of this 1536-nucleotide messenger RNA. Its product is annotated as putative MFS transporter. Bases 1 to 1536 code for a protein of 511 amino acids. Gene Ontology annotation, cellular component: membrane. The record is from RefSeq and is a predicted model, not a curated record. Gene Ontology annotation, molecular function: transmembrane transporter activity. The transcript is spliced from 2 exons. Gene Ontology annotation, biological process: transmembrane transport. NCBI's taxonomy places the organism in Eukaryota, Fungi, Ascomycota, Eurotiomycetes, Eurotiales, Aspergillaceae.
AUGGAUAUCACGAAGAAAGAACCCGUGAUAGACUCUGUCGAUGAGAAAGAUGUCCAAGUUGGUAUUAUCACAGAUCUCGACGAGGGUGAAGUGUUCCUGCAUCAACAUGGAUUCACCAACGAAGACGUCCAAGGCCUAUUAGACGAUGAAACACGCAACAAAGUCGUGGUCCGCAAAGUAGAUUUGAUUCUGCUGCCCUUGCUUGCAGGAACCUAUAUGCUUCAAUACAUCGACAAAUCUGCACUGGCCUACUCUGCCGUGUUUGACCUCCUGAAGUCGACACACAUGUCGAGCAACGAAUAUAGUUGGCUAGCUAGUAUAUUCUACAUUGCUUACCUUGUUGCCGAAUACCCGUGGAAUAUCCUAGCACAAAAGACCAAUCUCGCCAAGGUAGUCUCUGCGAACGUUAUCGCCUGGGGCGCUAUGCUUAUGAUCACUGCUUCUUGUACCUCCUUCACCGGUAUGGCUAUCUGCCGCUUCCUUCUUGGCAUCUUCGAAGCUCCAAUCACGCCUUGCUUUAUGAUGAUCAUUGGCAUGUGGUAUACACGGUCCCAGCAACCAUUCCGUGCUGGUGUCUUCUACAGCUGUAACGGAGUGGGCGCUAUGGUUGGUGGAGUCUUGACGUUUGGAAUUGGUCAAAUCGAAACGAUUGCCGUAUGGAGGGCUAUAUAUCUCAUUCUUGGAGGCAUCACUGUUUGCUGGGGUAUCUUUAUGAUCAUCUUCCUCCCGGAUGACAUUGUCUCUGCAAAGCGUUUCAGCUUAGAGGAAAAAGCCCUGCUCAUUGGACGUGGACGUCUUGGUCGCACUGGUAUCAUCAACCACCAAAUCAAGUGGAACCAAAUCCGUGAAGCCCUGGUCGACCCACAGGUCUGGAUAUUGUUCUUCUUCACUCUAUUUAAUGAGAUUGUCAAUGGUGGAAUCGCAAAUUUCAGCAAGCUGAUUAUAAAGGGCCUCACACACGACUCCCUUACUACUGUUGCACUGGGUAUCCCAUUCGGUGGCUUCCAGGUGGUCUGGGUUCUUUCGGGGACCUACCUGGCAUCCCGUUUUGCCAAUUGCCGUACCAUCGUCAUGUUCGCGUAUCUUAUCCCUACGAUCAUCGGUAUCGCCUUGAUGUGGAAGCUCGAUCAUGCCACCCACAAAGUCGGCGUGUUAUUUAGUUACUACAUCGUCGGUGCCUACGUCUGCUCUCUAGUUCUUGCACUACAAAUGCCCGCCACCAAUCUGGGUGGAUAUACAAAGCGCUCUACAGGUGUUGCGCUUGUCUUCCUGGCAUAUUGUGCUGGUAACAUCAUCGGCCCACACGCGUUCCUUGCAAAGGAAGCACCAAUCUACCAGACGGGGUGUAUGCUUCUACUUGCAUGUUCAUCCGCACAGGCUGCUUUGACUCUCUUCCUGCGACUUUUGUUGACACGCCGAAAUAAACAAAGGGAUGCGGCGGCUGCUGCUGCAAUUCAGUCCGGGACUUCCUUACAAGUGGACGAGUCAGUAGAUCUAACGGACUUCGAGAAUCUGAAUUUCCGAUAUGUGCUAUGA